Striga hermonthica is the source of this 1437-nucleotide messenger RNA. NCBI's taxonomy places the organism in Eukaryota, Viridiplantae, Streptophyta, Magnoliopsida, Lamiales, Orobanchaceae. The record is from the annotation of a GenBank genome assembly.
AUGGACGACAGAAUAUCCCAACUGCCAAUACCUAUACUUCACCGCAUACUCUGUUCCCUCUCCCAGAAAGAAGCUGUCAGAACUUGUGUACUCUCCAAACAAUGGCGCCACAUAGGAUCAACCCGCCCAAACCUCGACUUGUCCGAAGAAUGGUUCGACGACACACAAGAAAAGUUUGUCUCCGUCGUCGACCGAACCCUACAAGGAUACCGUGAUCAAAGCCUCUCCGUACACAAACUCUGUCUUAACUUAUCUAGGCCCGACUCACGACCGGUCGUCUCCCUUCUCGACAAAUGGAUUCCAGUAAUCGCCGCCCUCAACAUAAAAGCGUUCAAACUCAACUUUCUUCCAUAUACUCUGGCGUAUUACGACCUACCAUUGGCAGUCUUCUUGACCGAGUCCCUCGAAGAACUACACCUGUGCAAAUGCAGGCUGAGCCCGGUCCCGCCCGAGAGCUUGCAGUUCAAACGUCUGUGCACGCUCACUCUCAAUGAUGUCCAAGUUGAUGAUGGGACUAUUGAGAAGAUAACGUCGGGCUGCCCUUUGCUCAGGAGCCUGGUCCUUUAUUGUUGUGACGGGUUGAGAAAUGUUAGGCUGAACGAGGUGGCAUCACCCGGGCUCAACUACUUUGUGUUGAAUAAUUACGAGAUGAUCGAAAGGCGUAACAUUGAAAUUGAUGUCCCGAAUCUCGAGAAGGUCAGCAUCGGGGGCCUAUGGAUUUGGUCUCACCGCCAAAGCACAUUCUUGUUUUCUCGUCUCACUAGUUUGCAUCUCUAUUAUGUGAUCCUGUCGAGUGAGUCGGUCAAAUUGUUAUCGUUCGGCUGCCCAAUUCUGGAGAGCUUGACCCUACAUAAUUGCUCUGGUUUCGAGGAAUUCCAUCUUGCAAGUGAUUCAGUCAAGUACUUGACCAUCUGGACAGGCACAAUAUUGCUUAAAGGAGUUACGAUUUGUGCCCCGAACAUUGUCAGAUUUGAAUUCAAUGCCCAUAUUCCCCAUGCGCCGGACACAUUCUCUGUUGCAACAACUACUUCCAAGAGGUGGGACUCACGUGUAAGCCUCUCUUCACGUGCGGAUGAUCCCGAUUUCAGUGUCAAUUGGUGGUUCCUUAAGCUGAGACGAGUGCUCAAGGCACUAAGUGGGUCUCGGAUUGAUUUGACUCUGCAGAUGAAUGGCGGCCCUCUGAACGUACCGUGCAGUGCUGUCGACUGCAAUCAUCUUCUCGGUGACCAUCCACCUGUGGUGGUGGAGGACUUGACAUUUAGUACUUCCAAAUGCCGCACGGCAUCUUGGUACUCGAGCUUUACGAAUGGUUUGUUUCGUGUUUGUCGACCGAGGCGCGUAUGGGGUGAUACGCUAGUGAGCCAGUCGGACAGGAACAACCAUAGGCUCACAGAGUUCCAAUUCAACAUCUUCAGAAAAGUAGAAAGACUAAAAUAA